CGCGAAAUUGGAUCCAUUAAUUGGUUCUAGUCAGCAGUGCUCAGCUAACGGGAUCUGCUUGUAGGGGAAUGAGGAUGCGACACCGAGGUCGUGGGAGUUCUGAAGCCAAUCAGCAUGAAAACUGUGAGAAGGGCAUGCAUACCGUGCGGGGGUUCGAGAAUCGAGACGAAGAGCGAAAGAAGAAUGCUCGCUCCCGAGUGCGGCGGAGAGAGCGCACCUCCGAUGUCAUCUACCAUCUCGGAUCCGCUAGAGAUCAAGUCGGUCCAAUAGUCGGAAGUUGUUUGUGUCCAUGGAGCAGAGCGGACAAGAUAAAGUUUGCCAAUAUUGUUGUCAGAAGAGAAGAAAGAAGUUGCUUCUACGGACUAACUCGCUGGGAUUGGAAGUGGACGACCAAUCUUCCUUCACAGACGCUUCGUAUAACAGAGUGACAACAGCCCUGUCGGAACAGACUUCCUUCUUUGGCUUACGAGGCCUGCAAUCGAGUGAACCCGGAUCUCGUUCGAAUCCUCUAUUUACAUCAAAGCUUGGUCUUCGAUCAUACGUAGCCCGCAAUGUGCAUCUGUACGCCCAUCUGCCCCGGAUCUCGAAGUCCCGAUUUCCUUCGCAGGGGGCUGACCCCCAAACCACCAAUGAGCCACGUGGAUUUUCCAAGAGCGAACUAACGAUCGAUGCCUCCGGUCCCCGGGAAAGUCUGGAGCGCCUUUUUCAAUUUGAAAGGCGACGAACGAGGAUCGGACAGUCCGUACCGCCUUUGCCUCCUGGCUCCUGCCUUUGGGGUAUCAGAGAGAACAAGAACACAUCACCUUGAUUCGACCAAGUAGAUCAUGAGCGUUGCAAGGGGUGGAGCUGGCGUGGCAAGGCCGGCGCGGAAGAGGAACCCCACCGACCGCUACCUUGGCUGCUUCUCCAAUGUCGAACCGAGCCCGGCGCUCGAUCACCUCGUCCGCUAUCUCUCAACGUGGAGCGGCACUGACAAGGUAACUGAGCUGAGACACGGUC
Molecule: messenger RNA, 999 nt
Organism: Acaromyces ingoldii
Lineage: Eukaryota; Fungi; Basidiomycota; Exobasidiomycetes; Exobasidiales; Cryptobasidiaceae
Exons: 1
Coding region: 290-808 (172 amino acids)
Source: RefSeq, a predicted model, not a curated record